Molecule: messenger RNA, 3129 nt
Organism: Knipowitschia caucasica
Lineage: Eukaryota; Metazoa; Chordata; Actinopteri; Gobiiformes; Gobiidae
Source: the annotation of a GenBank genome assembly
AUGUGGACAGAGGUGCUGCAUGUGGCCUCCCUGCAGACAGGGGGCACUCUCUCUCGGCUGAAGUGUCGUCUGUUUGAAUCUGGAGUUUUGUCUGGGUGCGUUUCUCUCCUGGAGCAACGACACGUGAGAGGAGAGUGGAGCGGAGCGACAGCACUGGCCCAGACCAUCAGCUCAUGCUGUGUAGGGGCAGACCCUGGGGACAGAUCGGAGGCCUUUGAUAGGCUGUUCCUACCGUCAGUCAUCAGCACUCUGCUCUCAUUGGCAGCCCGCAUCAUGAAACUCAAACUGGGGGCUACAACAAAAAAGCUGGGGUCUUGCGUGGAUCUGCUGCAGAAGAUUCUGGACUCUGUGAGCUGGAUACUACAGACACACACGCACCUCAGCGCACAAGUGCUGAGUUCACGUCAUUAUGAGAUGCUGCAGAUCUGUGAAGAGGCGUCAGUGAGUCUGUUGUGUGUGCAGCUUUGGACACACACCUGCUCACACAGGGAGUUCUUGAGCCGUUUGACAAAUGACUGUCUCUCUCUGCUGCUCAAUGACGUCAUCAGCCAAUUAGCUGUGAGCACCGAUGCAGAGGUGGGCGGGGCUUGUGUCAGAUUGAUGCUGGUAUUGGCCCAUCAGCUGAAAGCCCGCCUCCCUCCUCUGCUCCAAGACUUCAGAGGUCUGGACCGCCUCCUGGACAACGACUGGAGGGGGCAGGGCUUCGAUCAGGAAGUGGACCAGCUGAUCAACAUCGUCCAAUCCAGUGAAAGCAUGGAGCAGACUGAGCGCGUGCGGGCAGCUUGUGUGAUCCAAGCAUUCUGGAGAUCCCACCGAACAAGAAGAAGAGUGAAGAGUCUGAGGAAAUCUGUGAAAACUCUACAGACAAAAUACAGGUCUCAUCGUCAGCAGCAGCAGAAGCAGCAGGAGGCAAAGCUCUGGGAGGAGACUCUUCGGUACCAGGUGGAUUUAAGGCGGCAGCAGGCCAGGAGAAACUUCCACCUUAAACAGAGACAGCUGCUGCAACUUCUGCCUCCAGAACAAGUUGGCUGUUACCUGCAGCAGUGUGAGCUCCAGGCUGCAGAGCUGAUCCAGAGUCAGUGGAGAGGAUUCACUCAGAGGAGGAGGUUCAAAAGGAUGAGAGAAGAGAGGGAUGCACAGAGGAGAGAGGAGAGAGCUGCUGCUGUGAUACAGAGAGCUGUGCGUCAUUUCCUUAGUCGCCGCCGCUCUGCCAAAAUCCCGCCCUCCUUGUUCUGGAUUGGUCAGAGGGGUUUGACAGACAGGCGCAGGGCGGAGCUUAAAAAGCAAGUGCACGAUUAUAUCACUCUGCAUACGUCGUCCCGGGUCUCUGUGGAGGAGUGUCUCCGUCUCCAUGGAGAUGUGCAGCAGCUGUUGGCGUCUCAAUCUGUGGUUCAGCAACGCAUACAAGAGCAGAGGAUCGAAGCUCUGAAGGCCCAGAGUAACACCCUGCUUAGGGCCAUGAGAGAUGCCCCAGCCCUCUCUGCUGUUACUCACACCCAAAUGACCUCAUUCCUCAGUGGCUCCACCCACAUCGCUGCUCGGGCUCGAGACUCCCAUAAUGCACUGCUGCAGGCUCAGCGUUUCCCCUGGUGGCGGAGGUCUGUGAUUGGUCCAGACGCUGAGGAGAACCAAUCGCAGGGAUUGUCCAAACUAGUUUCCAUGAUGUGCUCUCUGCCUCGUUGUCUCAGCAUGCCGAGGGGCAUGUCUCUGGCCCCGCCCCCGGGCAUUCGCCGCUCUGUAGCAAUCACCCUGACAACUGCAUGCCGUGCUCCAGUGCGCCUCCUCCAGGACGUCCUGUCCGUAUGUGACCACCAGACCUCCCACAGCGGUCUGUGCUGCUGCUGGGCUCUGAGGCCCCGAUACAAACGCCUCGUCGACAACAUCUUCCCUGAAAACCCUGAGGAUGGACUGGUGAAAGCCAACAUGGAGAAGCUGACCUUCUUUGCUCUUUCGGCUCCAGAGAAACUGGACAGAAUCGCAGCUUAUCUGUCAGAGCGACUGACGAGGGACCUGCACCGGCACCGCUACGGGUAUGUGCAGAUUGCAGUAGAAGCCCUGGAGCAGCUCCUGUCGGCCUGUCACUCUCAGAGUAUUAACCUCCUGGUGGAGAGCUUCCUCCGGACGCUACGGCUGCUGCUGGAGUCUGAGAGAGCACAGCUGCACGAGCUGGCUACAGGCGCGUUUGUGGCUUUCGCUAACAUCCAGGAAGACUCUCCCUCGUAUCACCGCAGCUACGAUUUCUUUGUGUCGAGGUUCAGUCAGAUGUGUCUCUGUGAGAACGAGGACCAGGAGACCCAGGACCGGAUCCGGGUCUCCGGGAUCAGGGGACUUCAGGGAGUUGUGAGGAAAACAGUCGACAACGAGUUUCACAUCAACAUCUGGGAACCGCAGCACAUGGAGCAAAUCCUGCCAGCGCUGAUGGUGAACCUGCAGACAGAGAACAUACAUAGUGGAUCUCCUGCUGAACAGACUGAGUUGUGCUUCAGAGACCUUCUGAGCAGAGCGGCUUACGGACACAUCACCAACGCCAUCAAACCAGUGCUGAUGCAUUUGGACAGUCAUCAUCUGUGGGAGGAAGACUUUGCAGUCCACGUGUUCCAGAUCGUCAUGUGCUCCAUCCAGCACUCCCACCUAGUGGUGCAGUUGAUCCUCGGUCACCUCGAUGCAAACAGUCGAUCUGCAGCUUCAGUCAGAACCGGGAUUGUCCAAGUCCUGAGGGCAGCUGUGACCAAAGCCACUGGAUCUAUAGGUCCCACGGUCCUCGAGGUCUUCAACACACUUCUUCGUCAGUUGAGGCAGAGUGUCGAUUAUGAGCUCACGGGUUACUACGACAACGUGGGCAAACGCCAGACCAGCUCUGCGGAGGAGCGGGAGCUGCAGGACGCCGUGGUGCACACCAUCGGUUCGUUCGCCCACACGCUGCCCGUCUACCAGAGGUCAGAGGUUAUGCUCUUCAUCAUGGGGAAGAUCCCAGUGCCAGGAAUGUACCCCGAUCUGGGCUCACCCACCAAGGGCCUUGAGGAUCUUCCUUAUCUCUCCGUAUUCCUUUUGUUUCGCCAGCACAUCUGGCGCAUAAUCAUGAUCCAGGUUGAUUUUGAUGCCCUCAACACUUCGUCUUUGACCCUGUAA